Strigops habroptila (Kakapo) is the source of this 4274-nucleotide messenger RNA. RefSeq names its product Y+L amino acid transporter 2-like. Lineage: Eukaryota; Metazoa; Chordata; Aves; Psittaciformes; Psittacidae. The record is from RefSeq and is a predicted model, not a curated record. The transcript has 10 exons. Gene Ontology annotation, biological process: amino acid transmembrane transport. Gene Ontology annotation, cellular component: membrane. Bases 268 to 1791 code for a protein of 507 amino acids. Gene Ontology annotation, molecular function: L-amino acid transmembrane transporter activity.
UCCUUUGGGUCACUGAGGGUUACAGUAUGGAACGUGCAAUAUGAUGCAACUUUCCUGCUUGUUUUCAAGUUGGAUUACUGAGACUGGCUGGAGGGGUAUCUCUGCUUGAAUUCAAUUAUUUCACUUUUCUGCAUGGAUCAGUAGCCCAUUCUGAUGAAGUCCUGUUAUCUAGUAUCUAGUGCCUCUACUCAGUCCCGUGACUUAAGACUCUUGACCUGCUGGAACAGCUCCUUCCAGAUGCUCUUUGACACGUAAUGAUAGUUGAGGAUGCCAGCCCCCUGGCAAAUAUGGUGCAAUAAGAAAUCCAAAACUAAGCAUGGAAGAGCUGAAAGGGACAGUAUGGAAGAGACAAGUGAAAAAAUGCAGAUGAAAAAAGAAAUCACAUUACUAAAUGGAGUUUCUUUAAUUGUAGGGAACAUGAUUGGCUCUGGGAUAUUUGUAUCACCCAGGGGUGUUUUAAUGUACAGUGCUUCCUAUGGACUCUCUCUAGUCAUCUGGGCACUUGGUGGGAUAUUUUCACUGUUCGGAGCUUUGUGUUAUGCUGAAUUGGGAACAUCCAUCAUUAAAUCUGGAGCCAGCUAUGCCUAUAUUCUGGAAGCAUUUGGUGCCUUUGUGGCCUUCAUCAGACUAUGGUCUUCCUUGCUAAUUAUUGAACCAACAACUCAGGCAGUGAUAGCAAUCACAUUUGCCAACUAUAUUGUUCAGCCAAUUUUUCCUCAUUGUGAGCCACCGUAUGAUGCAGUCAGGUUGAUUGCAGCUGCGUGUAUAUGUUCCUUAACAUUUAUUAAUUGUGUAAAUGUGAAGUGGGGAACCCGUGUACAAGAUGUUUUCACGUAUGCAAAAAUUAUGGCCCUUAUCUUGGUGAUAUCUGUUGGCCUUUACAAAAUUGGUAAAGGAGAAACAGAAAACCUGAAAGCUCCAUUCGAGGGCUCUGCAACACACCCAGGGAUGAUUGCUUUGGCUCUCUACUCUGCCCUCUUCUCCUACUCAGGAUGGGACACACUCAACUACGUCACCGAGGAAAUGCAGAAUCCUGAGAGGAAUCUACCUCUUUCUAUUGCAAUUUCAAUGCCUAUUGUUACUGUUAUUUAUUUGUUGACUAAUAUAGCAUACUACGUAGUGUUGGACAUGUCGGCUCUCCUCACAAGUGAUGCAGUGGCUGUGACGUUUGGUGGUGAAACCCUUAGUUAUGCUAAGUGGAUAAUUCCUAUAGCGGUGGCCAUGUCUUGCUAUAGUGGCUUAAACUCAUCAAUAAUUGCAGCAUCUAGACUUUUUUAUGUUGGAGCCAGGGAAGGACACCUCCCUGAUAGUCUGAGCUUGAUUCAUGUAAAGUGCUUCACACCAGUCCCUGCUCUCCUCUUCAAUGGCUUAAUGACUUUGAUCUAUCUCCUUGUGGAAGAUGUUUUCCUCCUCAUUAAUUACUACUGCUUCAACUACUGGCUUUUUGUGGGUCUGUCUAUUGCAGGACUAAUAUAUUUGAGAUACACUCAGCCACAUAGACCCCGGCCUAUCAAACUUAGCCUCUUCUUCCCUAUAGUAUACUGUUUAUGUUCCCUUUUCCUGGUCAUAGUUCCUCUCUACAGCGACACAAUCAAUUCCCUUAUUGGCAUUGGUAUUGCCCUCUCAGGCGUUCCUGCAUAUUAUUUAGGAGUCUAUCUGCCAGUUGAAAAACGACCUAAAUGUCUGCAGUGGCUCUCUGCUACAACAACAAAAUAUGUUCAGAUGCUCUUCUACUGUGCUCUGUCAGACUUGGACAUAGACAUGGAACCUACAGCAGCUAAAAAUAAAUAGAUCUGCCUUGACAUUGAGAGUUGUGCCUUGACAUUUCCUUUCUGGAGCAUUUUUUAUCUUCUGACGUUUUCUCCAUGUGUUCAGUUAUACUAAAGCACUAACCGCUGUACUAUGCAUCAGUUUGAUGUCUGUUAAUUUGUGCUUGUUUUAUAAACCACUCUGGUUUACAGGAUUUUUUUAAAAAAUCUGUUAAUAGUGACUUAUCAUGUAACACUUUGAAACUAUACAGCACUGUAUGAGCAAACAUCAGUAGAUAAGUGCUAGAUAUUACAUUAAUUGCAAAAUCAUAAGAAAAAGUAUUAGGUCUCAUCAUAAUCCUAACAAAUAAAUUGAUACAUUUAACAAAAGACAGACUAGAUAUUUGCAAGAUUCAAAACCUGAGUUAGGAAGUAGAUGCCAAAGUGUACUUCGAAAGAUAUCAUUAAAUUCUGGAAAAUGGAAAAAUUUCAUAAUUCAAACUGGUAGACAUGCUUUAAGUCAACAUAGUAUUAGUGUUAAACUAUUCUAAUGCAUAAUUCCUGGCAUACAUAGUUUGCCAAAAGGAGGAAACCAAAGUUUUCAGUCAUUUAAAUUCUGUGAGAAAUUCUUGUUUGAUGAUACCCCCUUCAUUACCCUUUUGCAGAAGAGGCAUUUUGAACAAACAAAUUAUACCACAGUAACUGAAGUACUUUUGCUUUCCAGCAGAACAACCUGUCAUGGAGCACUGUAAGGGACUGAAUCAUGUUCCAUCUAGUGUAUAUUCAGGGAAAUCAUUUUACCUUUUCAUAGUGUCCAUUGCUUGCCUGGAAGUAUCCAAGGUGUGGAUACUGAAUGUACUGAUUUUUUCCGCAGUGAAACUUAAGGAAUUCACAAGGCGAAAUAAAAACUAUUGAUAUUUACAAAAUCCCUUGAGCCCCUGCCCAAGGCCUUUCAGGCCUCACCAGUUCCUGCUGGCAAAGUAACCUGCAGGUCUCCUACUGAGCAUGCAGGGAGCCUCCAGCACUGGCUGCCAGGUCUUCCUGUCACCUAAGUGCCUGUUGCCCAGCACCCAGCACAGGCAUGUGCACUGGACAAGCGCACCCACCAGUGGGUGCCAUGGAAGAAAAAGGCGGUUAGGAACUAGGAUCGAGCUCUUGAACAUUAAGUUUUUCAGUGUGGCACACGGGAAUGUGUAACCAGUCCUAAUACUUAGUCUCCUGAUAUGUCAUUUAAAAAAGAGCUAUCAAUCAGCCUUGCAACCUAGACCAUAAAAACCAGCUGCUCCAGCUCUAAUAUGGUUUUUUGAUAUGUAGUAGUGUUUGUUAUCCUUGUUGGCAAGGUGUACUUCCUUUCUGUAAUUAUAUUUGAGUAUAGCGUACAUUGUUUCUAAUUUGAGCUUCUGCAUUCCUAUUCAAUUAACACCAGUUAAUGUAAUUUAAUCUUACACAAGUCCCGUAGCUUCUAGCAUUAUUGUCUUUUAUUGAUGUCUGCCCAGAGAAGGAGCAAUUCAAUAAGUAAUUAUUGCUACUUAAACCUCCCUUCAUUCCCUCCCCACUUUGUAAAGUCAUUUGCAGGAUUGUAAUUUCAUGCAUCUCCAACACAGUGUUUGGUGACAGGGCUCCUGUGAAACCUUAUAUGUGCAUUUCAAUGUCAUGUGCUGUGGUAGUUUCCUUUCAGCAGGGUUUUCUUUUGAUAUAAAAUAUGAACAAUAAAAAUGCACUAAACGAAGCUAAACAUGAAGAUAUUAGAGAUGCACGUUUUGCUUUUUGGAAGCCACUGAUUUGAGCUCUCAAAUCACUUCAGUAUCAUACUCACAAAACAAAAAGAGGAAAAAAUACCUAGGGUGUAGUUUAGUUUGCCCAGAUGAGUUUCCCCACGUACUUCAGACACACACCGCAUGCCUGUUACAGUAUAGAAUCCUACUCUAUGACUGUACAGAAAUACUGCCUUUUUGCCCCAUCUCUCACAAAGCACCGGUUAAUGACAGAGCCACAGUUCCAAACGCUAUCAGGGCACAUAGAGAGUACAAACCCUGCAAGUCAAUACCAAAUUAAAUAUGACAGUCUUUGCCUCCACAGAGUUCAAAGUCAUGCUAGGUGCUGAGCUGUGUGUCACACCAAGACAGCACUGUACCAUCCUCUGAAGUUUUUCCUUACAGAACCAAAGUUCGUAAGUGAUUAGUGUAAUAAGGGCUACAGACAAAGACCAUUUCCAUAGAGAAUUCUGAGCUAAGAAACUUCUUUCUUUGUCUGUUUUUUGCCAAAAUCUGUUUUUGCAUGAAUCUCUUAACUUUCUGGGCAUGAUGCACAAAGCCUUUGUUUUAUUUCUUUCUGGACAGAAGGAAAGUAGUGGUCAGAUGCAAUGCUAUAAAUGUGAAUAGUGUUAUUGAAAUUCUCUAUGCAACGAGAAAUGGUAAUGUGUUUGUUAAUUUUUCAUUCCUUACAAAUAAUAAUACCUGUAAGUUGUCAAAUAUCUAAAGCAAGUCAUAGCUGCUGAAGUGUUUAAAUAAAUAAACAUUCUACGAA